CAAUUCAAUACGCUGUACUCUUUUACUACACUUAGAGAUUCAAAAUGGCAGCGUUUAUGAAAGUAUUAAUGACGAUGUGUUUCGUAUGUGCUCUUACAUAUGGAGAUGAAGGUGAGUGGACAGAAUUCAUAAAGGACACACAUGACCACCCCGAUCACAGAGACGGCAUCAUCUCAACUCCAACAGAAUUCGCCAGUUUGAGAAAACUCUUUUUAAAUGAGGGCAUACAGAUUGGUGUCAUCAACGCCGCCAUUACAAAUAUGGAUGACAACAGAGAUGGUCAGAUUGAUGGAGAAGAAUAUGCAGAGAUGAGACUGGAAUUGCUCCCUAUCUCUAAAAUUGCAUGAACAGAAACAACACAUAAAGAAGACAAUGGAAAUCUAGUACAUUUCAAUAGAUAAAAGCAUGGAAUUAU
Lottia gigantea (owl limpet) is the source of this 415-nucleotide messenger RNA. RefSeq lists its product as hypothetical. Gene Ontology annotation, molecular function: calcium ion binding. The transcript has 4 exons. The record is from RefSeq and is a predicted model, not a curated record. Lineage: Eukaryota; Metazoa; Mollusca; Gastropoda; Lottiidae. The coding region runs from base 45 to 347 and encodes 100 amino acids.